AUGGUAUUCAACAGCGUGUUAGUCGUAUCAACGGCGAUUGUGUCCACGGAUGUAUGGCAAUCAAUUGCAGGUUUCUCGGACCGAAUUACCAUCCAAGAAUUAUUGAAUUUUGUGAUUUGUUUUCCGCUUGAAGAAUUAGGUCAAUUUGCGCAUUCUGUUUGGAAUUUCUUUUGCCUACCUACAUUGCCUGCUAAUUCGUAUUUUUACUCCCAUUAUUAUAAUGAUAGUGAAGAUGGUGAAGAUUCCGAUUCGUUUAUGAGUUCAACAGAUUUUUGUUUUUCUGGUUAUGAUCCGUAUUCCGAUAAUCAUUCUGACUGA
Molecule: messenger RNA, 318 nt
Organism: Erigeron canadensis
Lineage: Eukaryota; Viridiplantae; Streptophyta; Magnoliopsida; Asterales; Asteraceae
Exons: 1
Coding region: 1-318 (105 amino acids)
Source: RefSeq, a predicted model, not a curated record